Molecule: messenger RNA, 1253 nt
Organism: Trifolium pratense (red clover)
Lineage: Eukaryota; Viridiplantae; Streptophyta; Magnoliopsida; Fabales; Fabaceae
Product: protein LIKE COV 2-like
Exons: 7
Coding region: 308-1084 (258 amino acids)
Cellular component (GO): Golgi apparatus
Source: RefSeq, a predicted model, not a curated record
AGCAAAAAGGGUCCCAUCACAUAGUCCAAAACCACGUUAGCCAGCCAGCGGUGACAUUAACAUAGCAUUGCUUGCUUGGUUUGGACUUUGAGUUGGGUGGAUUAGAUAGAUAGAUAGAUUAAUGCUAAUUAUCAGGUGAGGAUGAGAGUGAUCAACUCUUGCUUAAUAUCCAAGACUAAUUAUACAGUAACGUAGAUUAAUCUUCUAAGAUCUCCCAAUUUCACUUCAUACUAAUUAAAUUAAUUAAUUAAUUAAUACUACAAAAAACUCAAGUGUGUGAAUAGCAAAGAAGAAGAAGAAGAAGAAGAUGGCAGAAGAAAAAGAAUCAACGUCAAUUCCUCUGAGUCAAGCUGACAAUGUCUCUUGCGAAGAUCCCGAAGAUCCAGCCAAGUCUCCACCAACCUCUCCCAAUUCUUCAACUCGCAGGGCUUGCUGCUUUGUUCUUCAGAGUUGGGUCUCAAAGAAAUUUAUGACUGGAUGUGUGGUUCUAUUCCCAGUUGCAGUUACCUUUUUUAUUACAUGGUGGUUUAUUCAGUUUGUUGACGGUUUCUUUAGUCCACUAUACUCCAGUUUUGGCAUUGAAAUAUUUGGACUUGGUUUUAUUACAUCGCUUGCUUUUGUAUUUGUUAUUGGUGUUUUUGUUUCAUCAUGGAUGGGUGCCACUGUCUUCUGGGUUGGAGAAUGGUUAAUAAAGCAAAUGCCCCUAGUUAGACAUAUAUACUCUGCAUCGAAGCAGAUUAGUGCUGCAAUUUCUCCAGAUCAAAAUACCACUGCCUUUAAAGAGGUAGCAAUUAUCCGUCAUCCACGCGUUGGCGAAUAUGCUUUUGGCUUCAUUACAUCAACUGUUACUCUACAGAAAGAAAAUGAAGAUGAAGAGCUAUGUAGUGUUUUUAUCCCUACAAACCAUCUGUAUAUUGGCGAUAUAAUUUUGGUUAACUCCAAAGAUGUUAUAAGACCAAAUCUUUCCAUUCGAGAAGGCAUAGAAAUCAUUGUUUCUGGAGGAAUGACAAUGCCACAGUUGAUAUCUCCCAUCGAAAGAGCUGCUCGACCGAAUGAGAGAAUAUCUUUGAACAGAAUUGGAUAAAGGAAUGAACGCACGGCUUAAAAUAUAUGACUUGUAGUUAUCAUCCAUUAUAUUAUGCAUGAUUCAUAUGGUGAUGAGAAUUGUAUUCUGAACCUCCUUGUGAUGGAAUAUGUAUACGAAAGUUGUUGUUUAAUAUUUACAGUUUUUAUUGAAGUUGAAAAAAGAGCAA